Molecule: messenger RNA, 3076 nt
Organism: Cyprinus carpio (common carp)
Lineage: Eukaryota; Metazoa; Chordata; Actinopteri; Cypriniformes; Cyprinidae
Gene: klhl17
Product: kelch-like family member 17
Exons: 12
Molecular function (GO): protein binding
Source: RefSeq, a predicted model, not a curated record
GGCAACAUAUUCCUCUAUUGUAAGAUUUUGCGUGUAGUUAGUGUAUAUACGUGGACAGCAAACAUUUAUUUUCUAUACAUGCACAAUGAGUUUUAGCAAUUUCCCAUUCGUGAACGAAUCGUUGUUUUGAGACCACGUUUUGAAUCUUUUUAAUGAAUCGGUUCAACCGUAUUGACAAAUCCGCUCUGAACGAUUCGAAUCGCGUCAGAAACUCGAAUCCCCUUUUUAGUUAAAUGAUGAGUGAAGUUUAUUAAGCAUUCAAAAUAAAUAAAUAAAUUAGAGAAGACAUGUGUUCAUAAAACCUAAAAGCGACCUUGUAUAAACCUACUAAGUUCAUGACGUAAAAUAACUGCUGAAUUAUUUAAGAACCGGUUCUUUGAAACGAACUGUUAGAAGGAGCCGAUUCGUGAAAAUGAUUCGGGCUUUCCAUCUCUAGCUAACUGUGGUUAAGGAGGUGUGAUUUAAGCAAUGUGUUGUAGCUUUUACAGAUUAUAGAGGGGGCGUUAUCAAAUUGCUCGACGACACCUUGUUCAGUUCUGUUUGGAUGUGAGCAGUUUUAUCAGAACCCAAUUUAAGAGCCAAAUAAUUAGAAAAAACGAACAUCCUGCGCGACCUUAAAAAGUGACGUCAGCCUCCAGCACUCAUGCGGCUUUCAUUUACGUCAACAGCACACAAGCUCCCAAACUGAGGCUUUAUGCAUUUUUCAUAUGUACUCUUGAUACUCAUCUGCUGCACUCUAGGAUUCAAUCCGAAAUAUUCUUCAUAAAGCAGAGAAACGAAACUAAAGGACAGGGCGUCCAUCGGAUCAGUGUCUUAGUGUGAGGCCUAGGCUCCAGCAGCAGGCCUCGGUGGGCACCGGCAUGAUGGAGGGGGGUAUGCAGCUGCUGAACCGGGAUGGCCACAGCAUUUCGCACAACUCCAAGCGCCACUACCAUGACUCCUUUGUGUCCAUGAACCGCAUGCGGCAGCGUGGCCUGCUCUGCGACAUUGUGCUCCAUGUGGCCAACAAGGAGAUCAAGGCACACAAGGUGGUGCUGGCCUCCUGCAGUCCAUACUUCCAUGCCAUGUUUACAAAUGAGAUGUCGGAGAGCCGUCAGACCCAUGUGACCCUGCAUGACAUUGACCCUCAGGCUCUGGAGCAGCUGGUGCAGUACGCCUACACUGCCGAAAUUGUAGUAGGAGAGGGGAAUGUGCAGACCCUGUUACCUGCAGCUAGUCUCCUGCAGCUCAACGGAGUGAGAGAUGCCUGCUGCAAAUUCCUUCUCAGCCAGCUGGACCCCUCGAACUGCCUGGGCAUCCGUGGCUUUGCAGACACUCACUCCUGCAGCGACCUUCUCAAGUCGGCCCAUAAGUAUGUCCUGCAGCACUUUGUAGAGGUAUCGAAGACUGAGGAGUUUAUGCUGCUACCUCUCAAACAGGUGAGCCAUCUGCUUUAGGACAGUAAUAUGAAUUUAAUAUCAGAGGAGGAGGUGUACAGGGCUGUGCUGAGCUGGGUCAAGCAUGAUAUUGAUGGGCGGAGGCAGCAUGUGCCCCGGCUGAUGAAGUGUGUGCGUCUGCCACUGCUGACACGAGACUUCCUGAUGAGUAAUGUGGAUACGGAGCUGCUGGUGCGUCACCACUCCGAGUGCAAAGACCUGCUGAUCGAGGCACUGAAGUAUCACUUGAUGCCCGAGCAGAGGGGUGUUCUCAGUAACAGCCGCACCCGACCGCGCCGCUGCGAGGGAGCCAGUCCGGUGCUCUUUGCUGUAGGUGGGGGCAGUCUUUUUGCCAUUCACGGAGACUGUGAGGCCUAUGACACUAGGACAGAUCGCUGGCACAUGGUUGCAUCCAUGUCGACGCGGCGGGCACGAGUCGGAGUGGCUGCUAUUGGAAACAAGCUCUACGCUGUUGGAGGAUAUGAUGGCACUUCUGAUUUGGCUACUGUAGAGUCGUAUGACCCUGUAACUAAUGCGUGGCAACCUGAGGUGUCUAUGGGAACCAGGAGGAGCUGUUUAGGUGUGGCGGUCCUGCAUGGGCUGCUGUAUGCUGCAGGAGGAUACGAUGGUGCUUCUUGUCUCAACAGUGCAGAGAGGUAUGACCCUCUGACCAGUACCUGGACUUCCAUUGCUGCCAUGAGUACCAGGAGGAGAUACGUUAGAGUGGCCACAUUAGAUGGCAGUUUGUACGCGGUUGGUGGGUAUGACAGCUCUUCACACUUAGCAACGGUAGAAAAGUACGACCCUCAGAGUAAUGCCUGGACUGCCAUUGCCAACAUGCUGAGCAGGAGGAGCAGUGCAGGAGUUGCUGUGUUGGAGGGCAUGCUUUAUGUUGCGGGGGGCAAUGAUGGUACCAGCUGCCUAAAUUCAGUGGAACGAUAUAAUCCGAAAACCAACACCUGGGAGGGAGUGGCCCCCAUGAACAUCCGCAGGAGCACCCAUGACCUGGUCGCCAUGGAUGGCUGGCUAUAUGCGGUUGGAGGCAAUGAUGGCAGCUCUAGUCUCAACUCCAUAGAAAAGUACAACCCUCGUAGCAACAAAUGGGUGGCGGCGUCGUGUAUGUUCACGCGCCGGAGCAGCGUGGGAGUCGCUGUUCUGGAGCUCCUCAACUUUCCUCCUCCGUCCUCUCCCACUCUUUCCGUCUCCUCCACCAGUCUUUGACAAAGGGUAAAGUUCAGGCUUAGCUCCAGCGGCCUGCCCUGUGUGGCCAAGAGGCGCAACUGUUCGGUUUGAGCAUCAGACGAGGAGUGUUUCGUGGGCCACAGUGCCCUCCUUCUGCCUGGAGGAACACUGCAGCAUUCUGCAGAUCAUGAGGGUAAAAAAAGGAUGAAAAGAAAAAACACAUACUCUCACACACUCUAGGCCUCCACAACUCUCACCAUAUAAACCCCAGUGCUUAAAAAAGUGCAAAAUAAUGUUGCUCUGCCAUUUUGCGGUCACUUUGUGUAUGAUGUAUAUCUAAAUGUAUAUUUAUGUUUACGGUUUUUUUUUUAAAUAUAAAGAAAUAAUAUAUUAAACAAAAAAGAAUGAAAAACUUUAGGAAUGUAGCUCUUGACAGAUUCUGCCACGCAUGUUUACAGAAAUUUCGUCCUGGCAGAAAA